AAGCCCAAAUCUGAGAGACGCUUCUCACGCAACGCGAUUGCUAUUACAUGACCAAAGAUGUCUGCGACCAGGUACCGUCGGUUUCUGAAGCUGUGCGAGGAAUGGCCCCUGGACGAGGCCAGGAAGGGUCGUGAUUUGGGGACGGUCCUGCGGCAGAGGGUCGCUUUAGCCUUCCGCGAGGGUGAAAUCACACAGAUCUCAGAUCCAGAGAAAUGUGACCAGAUGUAUGAAAGCUUGGCUCGCAUUAAUGGCAACGUAUACAGACAACGGUUUCCACGCGUGAGAGACACGAGCUUCACUGGAGUCACCGUGGAGGAGUGUAAAUUGCUGUUGUCAGGGAGUAAGCAGCCGACGGACAAGGAAAAAAAGGAUUUGUGGAAGGCGUUAACGCAGAGAGUGUCUUCCAAAUCACCAGAGGACAGUCCAGAGAAAGCUCCGGAAAAAUAAUUAACUUUUAUUUAAGUCCUUUUUUUUUUCCUGUUGCAUGUAUAGAAAUAAAGCUUAUUGUUAGUGUC
Molecule: messenger RNA, 515 nt
Organism: Mugil cephalus (flathead mullet)
Lineage: Eukaryota; Metazoa; Chordata; Actinopteri; Mugiliformes; Mugilidae
Product: ubiquinol-cytochrome-c reductase complex assembly factor 2
Exons: 4
Coding region: 58-447 (129 amino acids)
Biological process (GO): mitochondrial respiratory chain complex III assembly
Cellular component (GO): mitochondrial matrix
Source: RefSeq, a predicted model, not a curated record